AUGGGCCUAUCAAAUGACGAGCGAGGAUGGGUUAUGACCAUAUUGAGCGGUGUCGCGUGUGUCGUUGGAGCGUCCGUGAUUUGCGUCGACAUCAUUGUUCGCCAGUUUCCUGGGCAAAGAAACUUCAGAAUCCAGGACAGCGAUACCUUUCUGUCCGUCUCGCUGAGUCUCAGCUUCGGAGUCAUGCUCUACUCGGCACUCAACAAAAUGCUACCGUCUGCGAAGAAUUCUCUUCAAGCAGGUGGCUUCACGCCGAAGCAGGCGGCUUGGGUACUUGUGGCAUGCUUUCUGGGCGGCGUGAUAGGCAUACAAGUCAUCUCGCGAAUAUUACAUAGCUUUAUGCCUUCGCAUGUCGUUGACUGCGAGCACACGCAUGACGAGGAGCCUGCCAAAGAGGAUGGUCAUUCACAUGAAAAUGGCCAUGCUCACGACCACUCAAACAACCAUAAGCCGGAACGGUUACCUCCACCUUCGCGGAAAAGCUCUCUUCCAGGACACUUACACCGCGGGGACAGCGACUGGAGACCGUCUUCACGACGAAGCUCAUAUCUUGGACACAUCAACCCUGCAUCUUCCCUACCUAGCCGCGAAAACGGAACCGAGGCGUCACCCUCAAAGCGGCCUGGCAUCGCAACACGUCCGUCACUCUCACAGCGACUGACGAGCAGCGUCAGGCAAUUGACUUCCGGUCGGAACCCGUCUUCUAAUUGCGGCGAAGAUUGUUACGGUUAUAGCGAGCCAUGUGGACAAGACUGCUUCAAGACCAUUAAUGCUCGUGGUGGCUACAGAGCACCAAAGCGGCUGAGCAGCAUGACCUCGAGACCUGCCUUAGGUAAGAGUGCUACUACGCAGAACCUGCCCACAACUACCGAGGAGACACCACUACUGCGCGAUCUCCAGGAGGAUUUACACACAAAACCCACUGUAGACCCACCCAUGUUAGAAGUCGAGAACGGACUGGUGACGGCAGAUCACCCGCAGAAUGGGACUACCAACGAGCCAAGCAUUAACGGCGACGCAAAUGGCACCGCUGAUCUGCACAAGACAACCACCAGCUCCAGCCAAAAGGUCUCCGGAGAUGUCCACCAUCACCACGUCCCUAGUAACGCCUUCCUCUCCAUCGGCCUUCAAACGUCCAUCGCCAUUGCCCUGCACAAGCUCCCAGAGGGCUUCAUCACCUACGCCACCAACCACGCGAACCCGAAACUUGGCGUCGCCGUGUUCCUCGCCCUCUUCAUCCACAACAUCACCGAAGGCUUCGCCAUGGCCCUACCCCUCUACCUCGCCAUCAAUAGCCGGCUCCGCGCAAUGCUCAUUUCCUUCGUGCUGGGCGGGCUAUCGCAACCUAUUGGAGCCGGAGUUGCAGCGCUCUGGUUUAAGCUGGGGGACUGGAAGGGCGAAGGCUGGAAGCCGAGUGAGGGAGUUUAUGGUGGGAUGUUUGCGGUUACAGCGGGUAUUAUGGCGAGUGUCGCUUUACAACUGUUCAGUGAGAGCUUAGACCUGACGCAUAGUCGGACGUUAUGUAUGAUUGGAGCGUUUACUGGUAUGGGGAUUCUUGGAAUUAGCAGCGCGUUGACUGCUUGA
Molecule: messenger RNA, 1584 nt
Organism: Baudoinia panamericana UAMH 10762
Lineage: Eukaryota; Fungi; Ascomycota; Dothideomycetes; Mycosphaerellales; Teratosphaeriaceae
Exons: 3
Coding region: 1-1584 (527 amino acids)
Biological process (GO): zinc ion transmembrane transport
Cellular component (GO): membrane
Molecular function (GO): zinc ion transmembrane transporter activity
Source: RefSeq, a predicted model, not a curated record